This is a messenger RNA of Fundulus heteroclitus (mummichog), 9375 nucleotides long. It is a transcript of the gene patj, whose product is annotated as PATJ crumbs cell polarity complex component. The transcript is spliced from 48 exons. The coding region runs from base 193 to 5859 and encodes 1888 amino acids. Gene Ontology annotation, molecular function: protein binding. NCBI's taxonomy places the organism in Eukaryota, Metazoa, Chordata, Actinopteri, Cyprinodontiformes, Fundulidae. The record is from RefSeq and is a predicted model, not a curated record.
GCAGCUGUGGUUUCCGACGGGACUUGAAGGCAUCCUAACAGCGACACUGGGUCCAAACUGCAUCCAGUUAAAGUGAGUUGUGGACCAGUUCCGGAUGGUUUCCUAGCUGUGUGUGGACCCAGUGGAGCGUAGGCGGUUCGGUUCCGUGUUUGUGGGUCGCUCUGACGCCGAAGAGGCGGACCCAGGACCACCAUGUUGGAGAACGUCCCGGCAGUGUCCUCUGUGGAGCGCCAGCAGGUUCUGGAGGCUCUGGACCGCCUGCAGUCCAAACUGGUCCAGAAGGAGGAAUGGACCCACAGCGACACUCUGGGGAACCUGCGGCAGACGCUGCAGAGCCCGCUCUUCUGCCACGCCCUCACCCUGCAGUACUCCAUCAGGCAGCUCCAGAACCAGCUCAGCAGCACGCCUCCUGAUGCCCACACAGACUUCAGCUUCUCCAGACGCGGUCAGCUGAUCCUGAGCGGCGCCGACCCGUCCAGCUCCUCCGUCCUGACCAAUGGCGCGUCUCCGCUGGUCCCUGAGGCUCCGCCCCCCAGCGACCGCCUGCACAGGUGGAUCCUGGCGGCAGCAAAGGGCCGACCCACGGAGCGGAUCAGCCUGACCCGGCCCGGUUCUGGUGGGCUGGGCUUCAGCGUGGUCGGGCUGAACCCGGCAGGAAGCAGCAGCCACGGCGUCUUCGUCAAGAACAUCCAGCCCGGAGGAGUCGCUCACAGGGACGGGCGUCUGCAUGAGCGGGACCAGAUCCUGGUGAUCAACGGCAGCCCUCUAGAACCGGGCCUGAGCCACCAGCGGGCCCUCAGCCUCCUGCAGCAGCCCGGAGACACCGUGGAGCUGGUGGUGGCCCAGAACCGGCAGCCCGACCCGGGUCCAGUCAGCAGGCCGGCGGGUUCUGCGCUGCAGACCCAGUGGGGACAUGUGGAGGAGAUCCAGCUGUCCAACGACGGAUCCGGUCUGGGCUUUGGCAUCGUGGGCGGGAAGACGGCCGGCGUGGUCGUCCGAACGCUGAUCCCCAACAGCGUGGCGGACCGGGACGGCCGUCUCCGCACAGGUGACCACAUCCUACGCAUCGGGGCGACGCCCACCAGCGGCCUCACCAGCGACCAGGUCGUCAAGGUGCUGCAGGCCUGCGGCAGUCAUGUGACCAUGCUCAUCGCCAGGGACCCCCGAGGGCCGAGGUCGUUGGCCCCCGCCGCGCCGCCGCCCCCUGACUCCGCCCCCAUCGCUAAUUUACCUCCACCGCUUCCCGACGCCGCCGUGGUUGCCUCUCUGCCUCCGCCCCUACCUGAAUCCGCCCCCGUCACCUCCUUACCCCCCGGGUCUCCUGUCGCCCAGCGCCGGCUCAGCAAGACGCCCGACCUGGAGGGAUACGAGAUCCACGAGGUUCCUCUCAGCAGGAAGGACGGCCAGAGCCUGGGCAUCUCCAUCGUGGGCUUCAACCCGCUAACCAGCCAAGAUGCUGUUGGUGUGUUUGUCAAACACGUGGUUCCUGGCAGCGCCGCGGACCAGAGCGGGAACAUCCGGGUCCACGACCGACUCCUUGCUCUGGAUGACAUCAGUCUCCACGGCAUGACCAACCAUGAAGUUCUGGAGGUGAUGAAGCAGACGGGUCAGACGGUGGUUCUGACUCUGGUCCGGAAGAAAGCCAGAGGCCUGGAGAGAUCCCUGGAUAAAGUGGAGUCGUCCAGGAGGAGCUCCUCCCUGCUGAGGAACCAGGAACCGUGGUGUCAGAACGCAGAACCGCCAGAUGCAGCCUCUGAUGCAGACCUGCGGGCGAAGUGGGAGGCGGCUCUGGGACCUCAGUACCAGGUGUUGGUGGUGAACCUGGAUCCGGUCAUAGAGGACGAUGAAGAGCUGCAGAAGUCUUCCAAGCUGCUGCCCAUCCACAUCCUGCGUCUGGGCGUGGAGCUGGACUCGUUUGACGGCCAUCACUACGUCUCCUCUGUGGCCCCUGGGGGCCCCGUGGACAGACAUGGAGUUCUACGGCCUGAAGAUGAACUUCUGGAGGUGAACGGCGUUCAGCUCUACGGGAAGUCCAGGCGGGAAGCGGUGUCGUUCCUCAAAGAGGUUCCUCCUCCGUUCACUCUGGUCUGCUGCAGACACCUGAUCUCAGAGCUGGAACCAGAACCAGAACCAGAACCGUCGCCUCCGCCCAGCCUGGCAGCAGAACCCACUCGUGUCAGUGUGGACGAGAUGGAGAUGAAGCUGUCGUCCAUGCUCCUCAGAGAGGAGAGGCUCCAUCAGGAGGAGGAAGAGGAGGAGGAGGAGGAGGAGGAAGAGGACAGACCGCAGGGUUCUCCCGUAGAGGAGCAGCUGAGGAGCGAGGAGAGCGGCUCCAGCCAGGAGGAGGAGGAGGAGGAGGCUGAGGAAGAGGAGGAGGAGGAUGACGAUGGAGAGCUGGCUCUGUGGUCUCCUGAGGUCACCGUGGUGGAGCUGCAGAAGGAGAGAGACAGAGGCCUCGGCUUCAGCAUCCUGGAUUACCAGGACCCGUUGGACCCUGGGCGCUGCGUGAUGGUGAUCCGUUCUCUGGUUCCGGGAGGCUCGGCAGAGCGUCAUGGCGGCCUGCUUCCUGGAGACCAGCUGGUGUCGGUCAACCACACCCAGCUGGACCUGCUCACCCUCGCCGAGGCCGUGGAGGUCCUGAAGUCGGCACCGCCUGGUUCUGUCCGCCUGGGAAUCCGCAAACCGCUGGUGGAAGCGCCAGAGCCGAGCCCAGAGAAGAAAGUCCUGGCAUCUCCUGAACCUGCUGAGGAGGUCAGCGGCUCCCUGCAUCCAGAGCAUCUCUACCAGGAGGAGGAAGAGGAGGAGGAGGAGGAGCCGGAGCUGAUCCUGGACGGAGGUCUGCCUCGCUACACCUCCUCCCUGGCCCCGGACCUCCUGCUGGUACCGGAGGGCACGGAGAUGGCUGUGGAUGAAGAGGAGGAGGAGGAGGAGGAGGACAGGAUGAGCUCCCUCCCCAGGAAGCCUCCUCCAUCCUGGGAGGAGUGGCAGCAGACCUCCUCUGCUGGUGGAGGAGGGCCUUCAGAGGAGCUCCAGAUGUGGAGGAGAGGGUCGCAGGAGGACGAGGAGCUGCAGAGGUCCGACCACGAGAGCAUCUCCUCGGUUGGACAACUGAUCCUGGGCCUCCCAGACUGCAGAGACGGAGAAGCCGACUCCGACCUGACGCUGACCGACACCGACACCGAGUCCGUUAGGAUGGCCAGCAGUGGGAGGAGGAGGAGGCGGGGCCAGGGAGGAGGCCGCAGGGAUCUGCCUGAAAGAGAGGCGGGGGAGGGAGAGGAGACCCCUGCCUUCAGCCACUGGGGACCCCCCCGCAGGGUGGAGGUGUGGCCUGAGGACGGUCAGUCUCUGGGUCUGAGCAUCGUUGGAGGACGGCACGUCAUCAAGCGUCUGAAGAACGGCGAGGAGCUGAAGGGGAUCUUCAUCAAACAGGUUCUUCCCAACAGCCCCGCUGCCAAGAGCCGCUGCCUGAAGACCGGAGACAAGAUCCUGGAGGGCGUGGACCUGCGGGCGGCCAGCCACGAGGAGGCGGUCAGCGCCAUCAAGUCUGCUCCCAGCCCGGUGGUGUUCGUGGUGCAGAGCCUGUGGGCCACGCCGCGGCCGACAUCAUUAACAGCUUCCAGCUACAGCAAACAUAAAGCCAGACGGACCGAGCCUCCGAUACCUGAAGCAGACCUGGUUCCCCUCAGACAGCCCCCACCCUACAGGCCUCCCAGCCAAUCAGAGCAGGAGCUGACUGCUCACCUGCAGCAGAUCAAAGAGCGUUGGUCUGAGCGCUAUGGGGAGCUCCAGGGGGAGCUGCUGAGUGUGGAGCUGGAGAAGGACCGGCAGGGUCUGGGUCUCAGCCUGGCCGGGAACCGGGACCGCUCCCGCCUCAGCAUCUUCGUGGUGGGACUGCACCCAGGUGGGCCGGCCUCCCGGGACGGACGCAUCCAGGUGGGAGACGAGCUGCUGGAGAUCAACAACCAGAUUCUUUAUGGGCGGAGCCACCAGAACGCCUCGGCCAUCAUUAAAAGCGCCGCCUCCAAGGUGAAGCUCAUCUUGCUGAGAAAUGACGACGCUAUCGACCAGAUGGCCGUUUCCCCGUUAACGACUCCGCCUCCUCCUCCCACCCCGAGCCCAGCCGGCCCAGAGUGUGUGUCUCCAGGUCAGCUUGGUAGCUCCGCCCCCUCUGAGCAGCCCCCGGCCGGGCUGGUGCUCCCACCCCCUCCGCAAGCUCGGGACGAACCCAAGAGGGACGAGUUUGUCUGGAAUGACGGAAACAGAAGCAGCGACGGCGCCACCAAGAGGCUAACAGAGGUGGACACGCUGAGAAAGAGGCUCAAAGCUGCAGAGUCUCCAGAAAAUGAGCUGCAGGCUCCAAGGGUGUCGCCGGAGCUUCAGUCCUGCAGAUCCAACAGCGGCUCCAGCAAACAGGCGGCAGCUUCUCCUCCUCUGGGCGGCGCCGACGAACACGCUGCUGACAAAGAUCCGUCCUGCUGUGCAGUGGUUCCGGGUCAGGAGACGGUUCUGGAGAUCUGUAAGGGUCGAUCUGGACUGGGUCUCAGCAUAGUGGGAGGAAGAGACACUCAGCUGGACGCCAUCAUGAUCCAUGAGGUCUACGAGGAAGGAGCAGCAGCCAGAGACGGCCGGCUGUGGGCCGGGGACCAGAUCCUGGAGGUGAACGGCGUGGAUCUCCGCGGGGCGUCCCACGAAGAGGCCAUCGCCGCGCUGCGUCAGACUCCUGCCAAGGUCCGUCUGACGGUUCUGAGGGACGAGGCCCAGUACCGAGAGGAGGAGAACCUGGACGUGUUUCAGGUGGAGCUGCAGAAGAAGAGCGGCAGAGGACUGGGCUUCAGCAUCGUGGGCAAGAGGAGCGGCAGCGGCGUGUUCGUCUCAGAGGUGGUCAGAGGGGGCGCCGCUGAGCUGGACGGGCGUCUGAUGCAGGGAGACCAGAUCCUGGCGGUGAACGGCGAGGACACGCGCCACGCCUCCCAGGAAGCCGUGGCCGCCAUGCUGAAGUGCGCCCGGAAGCCCGUCCUGCUGGAGCUGGGCCGCCUGAAAGCUGCUUCCUGGAUCUCCUCCAGACUGACCUGCAUGGGCAGCCAGAUGAGUCACAUCAGCAGCAGCAGCUCAGGUGUUGUGGCUCCGCCCCUCCUACCAACACCCGCCUCACCUGAGCCCCCCGUCACCGCCGAGUCGCUCAACAACACCAGCAGUGACAUCACUUCCUGCCCAGGACUGGAGGACGGCGUCCGGACGGUGGACAUCACCAGGGGCGCCGGCGACUCGCUGGGGGUGAGCGUGGCGGGGGGGAAGGGCAGUCCUCUGGGGGACGUCCCCGUCUUCAUCGCCAUGAUCCAGGCCAGCGGCGUCGCCGCCAAGACCCAGCGGCUGAAGGUGGGAGACCGGAUCGUCAGCAUCGGCGGUCAGUCAGUGGACGGCCUGUCCCACAGCCAGGUGGUCACCAUCCUGAAGAACAGCUACGGGAACAUCCGUCUGCAGGUGGUGGCGGACACCAACAUCAGCGCCGUGGCCUCCCAGGUGGAGAGUUGGACCAGCAGCACCAGUCUGUCGGCCAGCACCGACACGCACACCGCUGCGGAACCUGAGGGGCCGCGGCCCCGCAGCAUCACCCUGGAGAAAGGUUCUGAGGGUCUGGGCUUCAGCAUCGUUGGCGGCUUCGGCAGUCCACAUGGAGACCUUCCAAUCUACGUGAAAACCGUCUUCAGUAAGGGCGCGGCGGCGGUGGACGGGCGUCUGAAGCGCGGCGAUCAGAUCCUGUCGGUGAACGGCGAGAGCCUCCAGGGAGUCACGCAUGAGCAGGCGGUGAGCGUCCUGAAGAGACAGAGAGGGACGGUAACGCUGGACGUCCUGUCCUAGCGUCCUGCAGAGACACAUGGAGGACGUCCUGUCCUAGCGUCCUGCAGAGACACACGGAGGACGUCCUGUCCUAGCGUCCUGCAGAGACACAUGGAGGACGUCCUGUCCUAGCGUCCUGCAGAGACACACGGAGGACGUCUUCACACCGACUCCAGCAGCUCAGCCGCUUCCCAACAUGCAAAAAAUACUUCCACAGGUCACACAGCUGUCUUCUGCGUCAAUGAGGACCAUCACUUCCUGCAUCACCGUUACCUGACUCCACCCAUGUCUCAGCCAGGUGUCUCAGCCAGGUGUCUCACAGACAGACACAUGCACACAGUUUUUCUGAUGUCAGACCUUCUGCAGCAGAGUCGGAGCUUCUCAGCCUCUCAGUGGGAAACGUUCAUGCCAUCAGGGCUCAAACUGUGCUUCUCACCCUGAAAGGUUCUGGUUCUGGUUCUGGAACCGUAGGACUAGACAGCACCAACUGAUCCAGUCCUGAUUGUCUGUAAAAGAUGUUCAGAUGCCAGCAAAGCAAGAACGCUUUGACUAUUCUGCCAUCUAGUGGCUGGUUUUGUGACUGCAGGUUAAAUCCUGCUCCCAUUUUCACUUGGUCUGAUUCUGCGUUCCUGAUGAAGUUUAUCUGUGAGUUUUGGGAGAACCUUGAGGUUUUUAGCCUGAACAUUUGCACACAGAGCACCACUUAGAGCUGAAUUUGUUAAAGCAUCCUCUGACGCAUGAUGACAAACUCUUUAUUCAUUUUACAGGUUACAAAGUUAACCGAUGGCCUAAAGAAAACAGUUGAUUAAAGAUCUUCAUCUGCAGUGGAUCUGACUGAAAUGUGAAUCACAAAAGUCUGAGAACAGUCUGGGCCGUGUUCUGUCAGGAAGAGCUCCUGGUUCUGCAGAUGUUCCAAACUGGAGAGGUUGAGUUGCUCCGUUUCUCCGACUCUAAAACUAACGAAGCCGCUGAUCAGGUUUCCACGGAGGAAACUCUGACGGUCUGAACGCUCCUGAACAGAAACAGAGGUUUCAUUUCUCGGGCUAAACCCUUCUACUGAAAAGUUCUGGUUCUGUUGGGAACAUUCCCAGGGAGGGGGGUGUUUUCACGGCAUGUUUAAAACUUGAGAUUUCAUAUUCUGAAUGUCGAUGCAUGCAGAGCUGCAGCAAACGAUGCAUAAAACACCUUAAGGUCAGCAGGAAAGCCUCUGAUUGGCCGGCUGAACCCAGGAAGCAGCCGUGAUGUCACAGCAGGUUUGGAGUCAAACCUUCCCUAAAUAAUAAGACACUGCAGCUCUGGUUAAAGAUUUUCUGCAUGAAUUUAUUCCAGAUCAGAAAAAUACUGAGUUGCUAAAAAGCUUUUUGCUUUUCUGCCUCCGUCUCCAGCAGGAGUCACUUUAACGGCAGCGGCUGCAAACAGCAGCUUCAUGUUUUUUCUUCAUUUUGAGCAGAAAUGAUGCCGAUUCAGCAUGAAGGGUCAGAGUCAUAACAGCAAUUAAAUCAUUUUGACUCUCAGUUAAAACCUUCGUUCGCCUUGAACAGUAUCAUCAGACCAAGAUGAUUUAUUUUGAUUUAAAGUAAGCGAGUAAGAUCUUUACAUCCAUGUCAUAAAGUGCCAUCUUUUGAUAAAGUUCAUUUUUAAUUUAAUACAUUUAUAGGAUUUCUAAAAGAGUUAUUGCCCUCCUGUCUCCACGGAGACGGGUCUCAGGAUGUUGGUAUGAUGCCCGUUGCCUUGUCAACAGAUACAUUGUCUUCCACAUGAUGGUUGUCCUGGAAAGAUUCAAACUUCCUUUAGCUGCUAAAGCUGCAGACUGAUGUUCCUCGUGUUCCCCACAUAACAGAAUGUGUUUAAACUUCAAACAUUUUCUGAGAACCACAUUUAUCAGAACAUUUCGUCCCAUUAAAUUGUCACGUUUGUUAUAAUUAGGUUCAGGAAAUGGAUUUUACCAAAAAACUGAAAUUCUAAUUUACUUUCUGGUCAGAAUACUUUGCGUUGCUCAAAACACCCUGAAGGUUUUAUGGAAACAGGCAAAUAUUUUCUGUAAUUCUAUGUAGACUUCCACAAAAGGAGAGAAGGUUUUACAGUGAAGAUGUCAGAAUGCCACUUAAGGAAAUUAACGGCUGUAAGUUAAACAUCCCAUCCAUCCCUGACAGACGAAUCUGACCGUUUCUGGUCUGAUCAGCUUUCUGCAGCUGCUUUACAGCUGAAGAUCCUUCCACAGCAUGAAUGAUGUCAUGUUCAGAGCUGCAUGAUGAUAAACCACCAGCUAGCUUCCAUUAAACUGCUGAAAGUUUCCCCUGAUCAGAGACUGGCAUGAGUUCUGGAACGUUUCCAUUCAGGAAAUGGUUUUAGCUCCUCAAAUCGUCCCGAGCUCAGAAUCAAAUGAACCGUUUUAGCUGUUCUAAGGCCAACUUUCUUCAACACGUGUCAAACCAAAAACACAUUAACAAAAUGGACGCUUCAGGUGAAGAUAUCGAUGUUCUCUCUGAGAAUUAGAAGGUGGUAGCCUACAGGAAUUAAAAGUAGCACGAUUACACUGAAAGAGGCUUCGAUUUUAUUCUGUUUAAUUUCUUUUUGUCUUGUCCUUUAAAUCAACUUCGGUGUUAAAAGUUCUCAAACAAAUUCCACAUUUUAGCUUUAGUGUUCCUGUCAGUGAGAAAUUUACUUUUGGUUGUUUUCCUCUUAAAUGUACUUUAACAGUUUUAAACACGUUACAGCCUUCAGUCAACAAAAUGUUGGUCAUUUUAUUUUAAUUUGAUAAACCACGGCUAUAGCUGACAAGUUUAGACCUUUAGAAUCUGCUCUCAAACGUCAGGGUGUUUUGUGCAACUGAUCUGUGCUAACAUGUUAGCUUUGUCUUAGCCAAACAAAGCCGGAUGCUGUUAGCUCAGUUAGCUUAGUUAGCGCUUUAGUUGUACAAAUAUGCAAGUUUCAGGGUUUAAAACAAUUUAAUCUCCACUCAGACACAGUCUCAAAGGCUUGUAAUAGGCUAACUUUAAUAAAACAUUUAAAAAUUAAAUCAAAGUUUAAUAUUUCUCACAGUGAAAGCUUCAAUUUAGCUAGCAUAUUAGCUAAACCGCUCAAUCUUUAUCAGUCCAUACAUUUCUCUGAGGUCUUAAAUGUUAAAACUGAAUAUAAACUUGUUUAGGAGGAUUGUUAAAAAAGGUAGAAAUUUAUUUUUAAUUUAUUGAGCUAAAGCUAGCUUAUUAUUAGCAUCAAUAUCUCAAAGUGGCUAACUAGGUGUUGGUCUUCUAAAGGGAAACGGUCUGCAAGCAUCUUCUACAUAUCAGUCAUGUGCACAAAUAUAAUGUCUUAAUUUUUAUUGUAGAUUAAAUGUAAUUUAUUUGUUUGAUCCACUGGAAAUCUUUAUUUUCUGUAUUUGUGUUUCAGCUUUGUGCCACAUCCUGUCAGAAUCCGGCAUGGAUCUAUUUUUGUUUAACGUCUGUCGUCUUGUCAAAUGUUUCUGGAAAAUGUUUUUGAUUUACUGUGAAAGAUUGAAAUGAUUAGCUGAAACCUUAAUAAAGAUGAAUUAAUGGA